Messenger RNA from Pochonia chlamydosporia 170, 1335 nucleotides. Its product is annotated as O-methyltransferase. The record is from RefSeq and is a predicted model, not a curated record. Gene Ontology annotation, molecular function: O-methyltransferase activity. The transcript has 4 exons. Bases 1 to 1335 code for a protein of 444 amino acids. Lineage: Eukaryota; Fungi; Ascomycota; Sordariomycetes; Hypocreales; Clavicipitaceae.
AUGGGAAGCAUGGGGAACUCAAUCGGCAGAACUGGGGCCAAGGCUUCAGUCGACAAGCUGACUGCAAUCUCUAGAAGUAUUGAGGAGAAUACUCAGAUCCUUACACAAAAGCUGCAUACCCAAGGACUCGGUGCUCCCUCGUACCAGGCCGAUGGACUGGCUGAUUUCCCACUCAAAGAGUCAGAUGCCGAGACUCUGAAAGCCAGACAGAAGAUACUCUCGUUGACCAAGGAGCUUCGAGACUUGGUCUUGGGUCCUCGAGAGGCUCUGAAGCAGAUGGCCAUGGAUAUUGUCAAUUGCAUCCCAUUGCACGCCAUUUAUUCUUUCAAGAUUGCAGAAGCAGUCCCUCAAGUUGGCACCAUCUCAUAUGAUGACCUUGCCAAGGAGAUCCAGCGAGUCUCGGGGUAUACUGUUCCUGCAUUCGACCUUCGCAGGCUUCUGCGUCUUGCCAUGGCCAGCAACCUCUUCUGCGAACCAAAACUAGGUCAAGUCGCCCACAAUCGCUCAUCGCUGCUCAUGCUGGAGGACGAAAACCUAGCCAACUGGGUGGGACUCUAUACCGUUGACUUAUUCCUCCCUGUUGGCGCCACCGUGAGUGCUAUGCAGAAGUGGCCAGGUUCGCAAGACCUCACAGAAACUGGCGUCAAUAUCGCAUACGACCACCGAAAUACCUUCUUCGCCCAUCUCCAAGCUGAUCCCACGCGCGCCAAGAGAUACGAACUCGCCAUGCGAGCCCACAGCUCCAGCGAAGGCUUCGAUCUGUCACACACAGUUCACAGCUACCCCUGGGAAAAGCUGGGUAACGCGACGGUCGUAGAUAUGGGCGGCAACGAAGGCUACGUCUCCAUGGCCAUUGCCGAAGCCUUCCCCAAUUUGACCUUUGAAGUCCAGGACCUGGCUGGGAUGCGUGCGAAAUCCAACACCAGCAAGGUUCCCUCCCACUUAGCCGACCGCGUCGCGCUCACAACUCACGAUUUCUUCAACGAGCAGCCUACUGUUGCGGAGGCAUACUUUCUCCGCCACAUCUUCCACGCGUUCCCGGACAAGGACGUCGUGCGUGUGCUGCGGGCUCUGGUGCCAGCUAUGAGGAACGGCUCGCGUGUCAUUAUGAAUGAUGCGGUGUUGCCUGCUCCGGGUGCUGCGCCGCCGAUGGAGGAAAAGACUUUCCGACUGCUAGAUGUGCUGAUGAAGACUGUCUGUAAUGGCCGCGAGAGAGAGGUCAAUGACUGGAAGGCCCUGUUUGAGGAAGCGGAUACGAGGUUUGUGUGGCAGGGGGCGUGGAAGUCGAGUGGCAAGUUGUGGUUUGUCGAGGCUGUUUGGCAGGAGAAGCAGUGA